AUGGUUAUGAUUAAAAAUAAUAACAUUGUAACUAGUGAAAUUCAUGAAUUGAAAGAAGAAUUACUCUCACAAAGAGAGGAUAAAAAGAAGGAGGCUGUUAAGAAGGUUAUUGCAGCAAUGACUGUUGGAAAGGAUGUCAGUAUGUUGUUCACUCAUGUUCUCAAUUGCAUGCAAACCAACAAUUUGGAGUUGAAAAAGUUGGUCUAUCUCUAUGUUAUGAACUACGCAAAGAAUCAUCCAGAUCGUGCUAUCUUGGCUGUAAAUACAUUCCAAAAGGAUGCAUCUGAUCCAACCAAUCCAUUGAUUAGAGCUUUGGCUAUUAGAACGAUGGGAUGUAUCAGAGUCGAUAAUAUUACAGAGUAUUUGUGUGAGCCAUUGCGAUUCUGCUUGAAGGAUCAGGAUCCAUACGUGCGUAAGACCGCCGCUGUCUGUGUUGCAAAGCUGUACGAUAUCAACCCAGAGUUGGUCGAGAAUCAGGGAUUCCUCGAUAUUUUGAACGAUAUGCUCGGUGACUCCAAUCCAAUGGUGGUCGCCAACGCCGUCGCCUCGCUCACAGAGAUCGACGAGGUCAGCAAGCACGAAGUCUUUAGAAUCCACGGUGGCAAUAUCAACAAGUUGUUGGCCGCGCUCAACGAGUGCACUGAGUGGGGACAGGUCUUCAUUUUGAAUGCACUCUGUAAGUAUAAUCCACGUGACUCGCGUGAAUCCGAGUCGCGUCCAGAGAUUCUUCAGUACGAGAUGAAGGUGUUCUUCUGUAAGUACAACGAUCCAAUCUAUGUGAAGAUGGAGAAGUUGGAGAUCAUGAUUAUGUUGGCCAACGAGAAGAACAUCGAGGAGGUGCUACUGGAGUUCAAGGAGUACGCCACUGAGGUCGAUGUUGAGUUUGUAAGAAAGGCUGUUAGAGCUAUCGGUCGUUGUGCUAUCAAGAUCGAUCGUUCUUCAGAGCGUUGCAUUCAGGUGUUGUUGGACUUGAUCCAGACCAAGGUCAACUAUGUCGUGCAGGAGGCAAUCAUCGUCAUCAAGGACAUCUUUAGAAAGUAUCCAAACAAGUACGAAGGUAUCAUUGCUACACUGUGUGCCAAUCUCGAGUCACUCGACGAGCCCGAAGCAAAGGCAUCGAUGAUUUGGAUCAUCGAGUCGGACAAUCCUGAUUUGCGUGACCGUGGAUUCGUCUACUGGCGUCUGCUUUCCACCGACUUUGAAGCUGCCAAAUCCGUUGUUCUCUCUGAGAAACCAUUGAUUACAGACACCACCUCGCAACUCGAAGAGGGAUUACUCAACGAGUUGAUCUCCAAUAUAUCGACACUCUCAUCCGUCUAUCACAAACCACCCGAAACCUUUGUCGCCAAACUCAAGGGUCUCUCCAAGCGUGGAUUCCGUAAGGACGACGACGACGAAGAGGAACCAGAUUACAUCGAUGAUGAUAAUGAGAAUCAAAACAAUGGAAAUAGACAUCAUCAACAACAAAAUCAACAACAACAAUCACUUCAACAACAACAACAAACUAGAUCAGGUAAUCUCAUUGAUUUGGAUCUCUCAGAUCUUGGUGGUGCUUUGCCACAGACUUCCAGUCCAUACAAUAGCAUGGGUGGUGGUCAACCAUUCUCACCACAACAACAACAACCACAAUUCAGUGGCAAUCCAAACGACCUUUCUUUCUUAAACUCUGGUGGUGCCGGUGGAGCUCCACAAGUGCACGUCAACAAGCAGAUCCUCCUCGGUCAAGACAAGGGUCAAGGAAUCCAAAUCAGCGGUGCAUUCGCACGUUACAACGGUCGUCUUUCACUCGAAUUGACACUGCUCAACGUCAGCGGCAGUCAGAUCUUUGGUAUUUCACCGAUCGAAUCGAUCCUUCAGUGCGGAGCCAUCGAGAAUGGCCAAUCGCUGGACGUCUCGAUUCCACUGCACGCCAAAGAUCAGCCAUCACAACCGCUGGCCGAAGCCAUCAAGAUGGCCAUGAUGAACCUUUUCGAAAUCGUGCGAAAGAGAACACAAAACCAAGACGUAUCGUUCCUCUCCUGUAAGACCGAAAACUCUGUAUACAUCUUGGCGGAGCUAACCUUCACCGUUGGCCAACGUGUUGCCAGACUCACCUCAAAAUCAACUGUAACCGAAUUCACCCCACUUUUCGAACAUACCAUCGAUAUGUUAAUCAACGAUGUCAACUAUUAA
Molecule: messenger RNA, 2172 nt
Organism: Heterostelium album PN500
Lineage: Eukaryota; Evosea; Eumycetozoa; Acytosteliales; Acytosteliaceae
Gene: ap1b1
Product: adaptor-related protein complex 1
Exons: 7
Coding region: 1-2172 (723 amino acids)
Biological process (GO): intracellular protein transport; vesicle-mediated transport
Cellular component (GO): clathrin adaptor complex; membrane coat
Molecular function (GO): clathrin binding
Source: RefSeq, a predicted model, not a curated record